AUGCCGCCGACGCCCUUUGCGCCGUCGCACACGACGCCCUUCAAGUCCACGCUCAGCACCGCCAUGCACGGCCGCCGUGCCGCGCCGCCGCCCGCCGCGUCGGCCAGCUGGCCGCCCUCCGCCGCGUCGCUCCUCGGCGCCCUCGAUGCGCGCCACUGGCGCUUCCUCGCCGAGGGCGGCGCCAACCUGCUCGUCGCCUACGACGGGCCCGCGCCGUCGCCCUGGCGCGGCCCGCACGGCCAGCGCCUGGCACUGCGCCUCACGAAGCGCAGCCGCGCACUGCACGGCGCCUCGGGCUCCACGACGCACGCGCCCGUCGAUGCGACGGCCUGGCGCGAGCAGGUCGUCGCGCCGCUGCUGGGCGAGGACGUGGCGAGUGCGCUGCCGGCGACAGUCUGCUUGCCACUGGCGUUGCCCGCGGCUCAGGCUUUCGUCGAGCAGCUGGCGGCGCGCAUCGAGAUGCACCGCCCGGCCGCGCGGCGCCGGCAGGACGGCAUCGACACGCACGCCGCACAGCUGUGGGCCGUCGAGGACCUCAGUGCGCCCGAUGCGCAGGGCCGCGACGUGCUGCUGAUGGAGAUCAAGCCCAAGUGGGGCUUCCUGCCCGCGGCGACGCACCUCGACGGCACGAGUGCGCCGCACAAGCGCAGCACGUCGCGCUACCGCAUGCACCGCGUGCUCAAGGCACAGCAGGCCGGCGUGACUGUCGGCCGCGAGCAGUGGGAGCAGACGUACGACCCGCUGCAGCUGUAUGCCGACGAUGAGUGCAGCAGGGAGCAGGCGGUGCAGGCGCUCACACGCGAGUGGAGGUGGGGCGAGUGGCCGGCGGACGGGGCCAGGGGCAAGAAGAGCAACAACCUCAAGCUGUUCCUCAAGGGCAAGGAGGUCGACACGGCAGAUACACAGGAGCUCGAGUCGUGGCGUGGCCAUCUCUCGUCAACCGCCUCUGUCGAUCUGGACAGCCUCGAAUCGCUCACCGGCGCCAUGCUCUCUGUUCUGCGGCCGGCUCUCUCCUCCGACAGCCAGCUGGCUACGGCGCUGCAGCGUCUGGCGCAGCUGCAGCGCCGCCUCGACGCUCUCGACGUCGAAGGCCUGGCGGCGCGCUGGCGCAGCGAGACGGGCUGUGCCUUUGGCUCCUGCUCCGGCGCCGACGGCACCACAAGCGAAGAGGCGAGCGUCUUGCUUGCGCCGCCCACGCUCGAGGAGUAUGCAGCGGUGGUGCAGCUCUUCCUGGCGCACGAACAGCGCCUCGGCCGCGACUCCGACGAGCAGGCGGUGCGCCAGACGCAGGCGCAGCUUGCGGCGUGCCCGCUGCGCCAGGCCACGCUCGCCUUUCUGCUCAGCGCCACGUUCAAGGACUGCAGCAUCAUGCUGCGCUGCCUGCCUGGGCAGGAGACGGACACAGCGUGGCGCCUCGAGGUGCGCCUCAUCGACCUCGACCCGAAGCCGCUGGCGAGGCUGGCGCACUACGAGGCGCUGGACCGCGAGAUAGUCGAGUGCUUCGCCACGUGGUGCGAGGCGCAGAAAUGAAGGUGUUGCGCGUAGCGGUGCGCUCGAUGCUCUGGAGAGAAAGAGGUGGCUGCGUGGUUGCGCUAGCUCUAGACGGCUAGACGAGUGCGGGGAAGGGGUCCGCUGCUUAGUCAGCAUGGCGCCCGGCGUGGCUUGGCUUGGCGCGCCCCGGCAGGCCUCGCCUCCACCUCGGCACGCGGCCGGCCGCCGCUGCCGCUUGCCUUCACGCUCCCACACCCGAUGUACCUGCACACGCUGCCCACGACGGGCGCCCUCUCCUU
Molecule: messenger RNA, 1790 nt
Organism: Tilletiopsis washingtonensis
Lineage: Eukaryota; Fungi; Basidiomycota; Exobasidiomycetes; Entylomatales
Exons: 3
Coding region: 1-1530 (509 amino acids)
Biological process (GO): inositol phosphate biosynthetic process
Cellular component (GO): nucleus
Molecular function (GO): inositol-1,3,4,5,6-pentakisphosphate 2-kinase activity; ATP binding
Source: RefSeq, a predicted model, not a curated record